Messenger RNA from Penaeus vannamei (Pacific white shrimp), 1906 nucleotides. Lineage: Eukaryota; Metazoa; Arthropoda; Malacostraca; Decapoda; Penaeidae. The record is from RefSeq and is a predicted model, not a curated record.
UAGUACGAAGUGCGGUGGGAUUCGACCAAAACACGGGCGGGACUCGAACAGGAUCACGGAAUUAUUAUUGAUUUGAUAAUAAGACCAAGUGAACUAAGAAAUAAAUAAAAAAACACGAUUUUAAAAGCCGGGUAACUAGACUGAACAUAAGAGAAGGAAAAGGUGUAAUAGAUAUUUUUAAUAGUAUAAACCACUAAUUAACUUUAUCGAAAAGAGGAAGCACACUCAAGGAUCAAUGCAAAGAAAGAGCUACUGUUGUGCAGAGACAGCAUAAUGGGAAAAGACAAAUGCCCGUUAGACCCGCUGUGUUGGGUCGAUCCUGAGGAGACCACGUCAGGCCUUCCAAGCUCCAAGAGGCGGGCGUGACGUGGGCGCGGAGGACCGAGAGAGGUGGCGAGCGCGGGCGGGCGAGUGGGCGUGAGCAGGAGGAAACCCGGUGCCUGGCGGGGGCGGCUCGAGAGUUAUGGCACAGAGCAUGAACAGAUACGUGACACUCAACGAACUCGGCACUGGCACCUAUGGCUCCGUGGUGCUGGGCCAGAGGAUCGACACGGGGGAGAAGGUGGCCAUCAAGAGGAUGAAAAGAAAAUUCUACUCCUGGGAUGAGGCGAUGAAUCUUCGAGAAGUAAAAUCCCUCAAGAAGUUAAGCCACGCCAACGUUGUGAAACUCAAGGAAGUGAUAAGGGAGAAUGACACACUCUACUUCGUCUUUGAAUACAUGAAGGAAAACCUUUAUCAGCUGAUGAAGUCAAGAGAGAAGCACUUCAGCGAAUCCAUGGUGAAGAACAUCGUAUGCCAGGUACUUCAGGGCCUCUCCUUCAUGCACAAACACGGCUACUUUCACCGUGACAUGAAACCCGAAAACCUGCUGUGCAUGGGACCCGACGUCGUGAAGAUCGCCGACUUCGUUGCGAGAGAAAUCAGGUCUCGGCCUCCCUACACGGACUACGUCUCCACUCGAUGGUACCGCGCCCCCGAAGUCCUCCUGCGCUCGACCAACUACAGCAGCCCCAUCGACAUCUGGGCGGUGGGGGCCAUCAUGGCGGAGAUCUAUACCUUCAGACCCCUCUUCCCGGGCUCCUCGGAGAUCGAUCAGAUUUUCAAGAUCUGCUCCGUGUUGGGGACUCCGGAUAAGAGGGACUGGCCUGAGGGUUACUCGCUGGCGCAGCAGAUGAACUUCAAAUUCCCCCAGUUUUCCCCGACGCCUUUGGCCUCGCUCAUCCCCAACGCCGGGCCAGACGCCAUCGCCAUUAUGACUGACAUGAUGCGAUGGAAUCCUGCGAAGCGGCCCACCGCUCAGCAGUGCCUCAGGUACGCCUACUUCAAGGACCAGAAGGCCUCGGACAUGAACAGCCUCUCCUACUCGCUGGCCAACGCCAGGCUCUCAGACACCUACGCGAGCGAGGACGGAAACCAGGGCGGCGGCGCUGGCAGAGGUGUGAAGAGCAGUGCCAAUGGCUUGGGUGUUGUGGGCAAUGGCAUCCAAAACGGCUUGACGCACCGAGCAAAAAUCAGCCUUGACCUGGACCCUGGCACGCGCGGUCCCGAGCACGCCCCGCCCGCACCCACCCUCCACCAGCGGGCGUCGGCGCGGCGUGGGGGCGGGAUCGAGGCGUCUCAGGGGGAAAUGCGGGCGCGGGGGACCUUCUCAAAGCCCUUAGUGCCGGCGGGACUCGGCCUGGGCUCGAACAGUCUUAGAGAAAAUAACUACUUCCCCAGCACCAAGUAUAGGUCGACCUACUACAAUCCUACCAACAAUGACAACAAAUUUGACGAGUUUGAAGACAAUAAAAUUAAUGGUUUUGGGAAUCUGAGUAAGUAGCCGUGGUAGUCCUGGCUGGGUCAGGUGCUGGUCACCAGACGCCGCGGUCGCCCUGUGGUGAGCUCUCCGGACACGCAGCAAGGG